CCUUCGUUCUCCGGGCUCCCCGGAGCCCGGGAGCCGCGGGCCAGGCCUCGCCGCCCGCCAGGCUCCGGCCCGGGCGCGGCCCACCCUCCCUGCGCCGCCGGAGCCAUGGGCAGCGAGCAGAGCACCGAGGCCGAGGGCCGCCCCAGCGACCCCAGCUCAGCAACCCCUCCUGCCAAGCACCGAGCCAAGAUGGGUGACAUCGUGGUGGUGGCUCAGGGCUCGCAGGCCUCGCGGAACGUCAGCAAUGACCCGGACGUUAUCAAGCUGCAAGAGAUCCCAGCUUUCCAGCCCCUUCUGAAAGGGCUCCUGAGCGGCCAGACCUCACCGAGCAACGCCCGUCUGGAGAAGCUGGACGCACAGCAGGUGCUGCAGCUGUGCCUGCGGUACCAGGACCACCUGCACCAGUGCGCAGAGGCCGUGGCCUUCGACCAGAACGCCCUGGUCAAGCGGAUCAAGGAGAUGGACUUGUCGGUGGGCGCCCUGUUUGGCUCCAUGCAGGAGCGGCAGAAGCGCUUCGCCAGGUACGCCGAGCAGAUUCAGAAGGUGCAGGAGAUGUCGGCCAUCCUGCGGCGCGUGCAGCUGGGCAUCGACCAGACCCUGCCGCUCAUGGAGCGGCUCAACAGCCUACUGCCCGAGAGCGAGCGGCUGGAGCCCUUCAGCAUGAAGCCCGAGCGCCUCUAGAGCAGCCCCCCGGCCUCUCCCCUUCCUCUGCCUGGCCAGGGGCACUGGGGCACAGGUGGGGGGAGAGCAGCUGGGUCUUGGCCACCAAGGCAGCCUCCCCUCCCCUGCCCUCGUGGACGGCGCCAUGCCAAGUGGGGCCCCUUAGCGUGGCCGGGGUUGGGACGUUGGGAUUGUUAGGAAUUCCUCAAAGAACCCCACAGUGUUGUUUUCAUUUCACGUUUAAAGCAAACCAAACGUGCACCGUGUAGGGACAAAAAUGGACAUGUGGAAGGAGGGGGUGGGAGAAAACUGAGGGGCGCCCCGGGCUCCAACUUGGGCUGGGAGUGGACAGUCCCCCCUCACGGAGCCUGUGCACUCCUUGCGCUUUGCCCCCCGCUUUGAGCCUGUCCGUGAAUGCCGUGGCCGUGGGGCGCCUUGCUCCUCGCGUGGAGUCUCCUGUGAACCCUGUGGUCCUGGGGUGCCUUGCCCCUCAUGUAAAGCCUGUCCCAUGAAUACCGCGGCCGUGGGGCGCCUCUCUCUCUGUGAGGCUGGAAUGGGGACCUGCGCAGCCGGCGAUGGAAACAAAACCUGGGCCCAGGGCACCACCCGGGCAGCACACCAGGCUUCGAAGCGGCCUCCAGAUGCUCCUCAGAUGGGACCCAGCCACACCUCACUCAGCCCAGCCGCCAUGCCUCGUCCAGCCUAGCUACGCUGUCUCCACCUCCCAUGUGGGGUGUUUGUAGAAAGUCUUUUAUUCUAAAACAAGUCAAUAAAAGGAGCGAUCUCA
Messenger RNA from Dipodomys spectabilis (banner-tailed kangaroo rat), 1447 nucleotides. RefSeq names its product BLOC-1 related complex subunit 5 (gene Borcs5). The record is from RefSeq and is a predicted model, not a curated record. The transcript is spliced from 4 exons. Gene Ontology annotation, biological process: organelle transport along microtubule; positive regulation of anterograde synaptic vesicle transport; lysosome localization. Gene Ontology annotation, cellular component: BORC complex; cytoplasmic side of lysosomal membrane; synaptic vesicle membrane. NCBI's taxonomy places the organism in Eukaryota, Metazoa, Chordata, Mammalia, Rodentia, Heteromyidae. The coding region runs from base 106 to 681 and encodes 191 amino acids.